AUGGGGCAGUUUAACUUUGGCAUGCCGAAUGGACAGGGUGGCAGUUUCGCAUCUUCCGGAUCUCAGUCCUUCUCAAGCAGUAGCUCCUUCAGCGGUGGACAUGGAUCGGGCAGUACCGCUGGCGCUGGCUCACAAUCGACAAGUCAUGGACAGCAGCCGGAGCAUGGUGUUAUUGGUACGGGCAGCUCGGGGACGGCACACUCCGAGCAGCAACCUAACCCGCAGGGACACAUCGGAACGUCGAGCGGAGCUGGCAGUUCCAGCCAGCAGCAGGGUCAUCCGAACCAUGGCGGACACGGUGGACACAGUGCCAGUGGUGCCGGAGCACAAUCGCACAGUGCUGGGGGUGGUCACGGACAGGGCGGCAGCGGUAGUGGCGCUCAGGCCGGAUCAGGCUCUUCGUUCGGACCGGGCGGACGUCACACGGAGGUCAACUUUGGCAACGGUCCCGGCGAUAGCUUCGGGGUGCGCAUCAGUACCGAUGAGUCGGCCGAUGGAACGGUUAAAAAAUCUCAAAGUGAAUCCUGGGUGUGGAACUAG
This is a messenger RNA of Anopheles merus, 540 nucleotides long. RefSeq names its product keratin, type I cytoskeletal 9-like. The record is from RefSeq and is a predicted model, not a curated record. Bases 1 to 540 code for a protein of 179 amino acids. Lineage: Eukaryota; Metazoa; Arthropoda; Insecta; Diptera; Culicidae. The transcript has a single exon.